AUGUUUAUCAAAGAAAAUUUGCUCGCGGCAGCGGAUGACCCCUCAGGCCGCCGAAAGCGGGCCGGGAGGAAGUAUACGUCACGAGCUUGUGAAGAAUGCCGUCGACGAAGGGCCAAGUGCGAUGGUUUUCGGCCAUCUUGUUCUCGAUGUCUCGAUCGAGGUAUCCGCUGCCAGUAUUCCACUGCUGAAGAUGGGAGGCAGCCAGCACCCAAGUCUUACGUGGUGAUGCUGCGUAACCGGAUCGAGCUGCUGGAAAAGGUUCUCAAGUCUCACGGCAUUGACGCCGAUGCCUCGGUUGCCCAAUUGAUGGCCGAACACGAAUCUCCAAAUCAACCAAUCAAUUCAAGCUGCACACCCGGGUCAUCAAACGUGGAUGAUUUAUGUGUUACUUUUGACGGAACCCUUACUCUCGAUGAAUCUUUGAACUUUGAUCAGGACGGCGAGGUUCGCUAUUUUGGCCCGACCAGUGGGCGUCUGCUAUUCCGAUCUUCGGCGAAUGCCUCUCCAACUGAAGAAGCAUUUCACACAGAUGCCUCUUGCAAUGGGUGUUCCAAUGCCACAGGAGACCCAUCUCUCGGCACGCCAGGGGUUUGUGAGAGCCACAUGGAUGGGCACCUUGACAUGCUAGGCGAUAGUUUGAUCUUGGACGAACUCCAAGCUCGUUUGAUCGAUCUUUAUUUCGAGUGGGAACAGCCAUGGCUCCAGGUAGUCAACGAAACGCUGUUUCGAGAAAGCUUGGCCUGUGGUGGCAGGUAUUGCAGCCCGCUGUUGCUGAAUUGUAUCCUUGCGAUGGGCUCACGCUACUACGAUGGCCUUGAAGUGCGAACGGAUACGAAUGACUCCAAUACGGCCGGUAAAGUAUUCAUUGCAAAAGCCGAGAAGUUGAUUCAAAAUGAUCUCAGGUGGCCCAAAAUAACAACAAUCCAAUCUCUGGCUAUCAUGGGCAUGGUUUAUAUUGCAAUGGGAUCAGAUGCCGCUGGAUGGCUUCAUCAAGGAAUGGCAAAUCGUCUUGCUCUAGACAUGGGGCUCAACAUGGACCCUGCGGUUCUGGCGGAAAAGGUUGCCCUGCCACCGAUUGAGAUUGAGCUGCGGAGACAGAUAUACUGGGCGCUUUACUGCCAUGAUAAGCUCUCGGCGAGCUAUACAGGCAGGGUUUGUACCUUGCUGGAUUCGCAAGGCGCCGUCAAUAUGCCGUACCUCCAGUGCACCUCCGAAGUUUGUCUUCCUUCCGCAAAUGGCCAAUUAAGAGCUGCAUCCCAGAAGGAAGUGACUGCGCUGCAUCGAUCCAUGAUUUCUCUCUGCCGUAUCCUGGAAAAGAUCCUCCUCUCCUUGUGGUCACCCAAACCACUCAUUCACGCCCACCAGCGCUCAGCAUUCUUCGACUCGUGCAUUCUCGAGCUCAAAACAUGGUCUUACGAUUUACCCUCCGAACUCAAAGUCGAUCGAGCGAAUGGACCCUCUCGAUUCCCUCACGUCUACACGAUGUCCAUGGUGUAUCAUACCGCACACUUACUACUUUGCGAACCCUUCUUGAAAGAGCACUGCCCACCGCAUGAUAAAAGCAGCACAUCUCCGCCCCAUAUUGAAUCUAAAGGAGAUGAGACAUCACACGAAUACAUCCGGUUCCACAAAGCACUCUCCAGUUGCAGCUCCUCGGUUAGGUCAAUGGUCAUAAUCGCCCAAAAGUACAGACGAACAUUUGGCAGCUUCAAACUAAGCCCCAUCACCGCGACACAUUGCAUAUUAUCCGCCGCUCUGAUCAUCGUGGAGAAAUGCUGCUCCCUAGACAACUCCCAACUGAAGCAGAAUCCUGGAGACGACGUGCCUCGCAUGCUACCCCCACACGCUGCUGCGGGUCUCUGUUUCCAGGUUCUUCGAGAAAUGUCUACAUCUUGGAACAUUGCAAAGCGGAUCGGGCGUAACCUUGAAAAGGUAUACGUUCAACGCUACGGAGUUAGCCAUCUUCCUCUACCGGCGCAGGACAGUGGUCCCACCACUGAAUCCCAACAGACAGAUCUCGAUGGUUCGUGGGAGACUGAGCUUCUUCCCUCGCAUGCCUUCGAUGGGGUAUUUGAUGCCAAGAAUACGCUCUUCGAAGACCCUCUAUCACUUCAUCUGGAGAAUCCGUUCGCUCACCUGCACAACCCCAAUUUGAAUCAGUUUCAUGAGCCCUCUUCCGAUGUCACCGAUCCUAAUACCCUGCAGAACUUUCUCAAUUCGGAUGAACUCUUUGCGAACAAUCUUGGCUUUGCCUUUUCGCCUGACUGUUUGCCGAGUGACUACAACAUGUUUGAUACUUUGAACCAAACGUAUCUAGAAGAGACUUGGUGA
Molecule: messenger RNA, 2331 nt
Organism: Penicillium cinerascens
Lineage: Eukaryota; Fungi; Ascomycota; Eurotiomycetes; Eurotiales; Aspergillaceae
Exons: 7
Coding region: 1-2331 (776 amino acids)
Biological process (GO): regulation of DNA-templated transcription; DNA-templated transcription
Molecular function (GO): DNA-binding transcription factor activity, RNA polymerase II-specific; zinc ion binding; DNA binding
Source: RefSeq, a predicted model, not a curated record